AUGACCAUCACUCUCAACAACCUGCCUGAUGACCUGUUGAUCUAUGCCAUCACAUUUCUCUCUAUCCCCGAUAUUCUGCUUCUCCAUCAGACUUGUACUCGGUUUAAUGCACUCACAAGGCUAGAGAUUGUAUGGAUCAAUGCAUUCAAACUCAACAUUCUCUCCAAUGAUUACCCCUGUCCCAUUGAUGACACCAAUCUUGAACAGCACACAUGUCAUUCCUACCAACUUGUGUCUCAAUGGCUCACAGACUCUCCUCUGACCCCCAUGAGUGAGAUAAAAUUCACUGGCUUGCCUAUAAAUGAUAUCAAAUUCAUACCAGGACAGCAACACAAGUGGAUUCUAAUAGUAUCAUGUAGGACCAAGAAGGUGCUGAUGGUCUGGGAUAUCACAUGCAUGCACAAGUGCUCAGAGUGGUCACCCAAAGAUGAGAAGCCAUUCACUGAGAUAAUUCUUAAUAAAGACCCUGAGUCUGAAGUGAGCAUUGUGGUCACAUUGGAUGGAUCUGAACAAAUUUUGUUCCUCCAUCUCAACAACAAUGGAACCUUGCAUGAAAUCCAUGACAUCAAUGUCAGUUUCCACCCAGUCAGCCUGAAUGGUGAUAUUGUAGCUUUCAGUGAUGACAUUUCCAAAACAUUGCUCUACAACUGGAAGGCAGAGGAGUGGGACUACCUCAAUGACAGAGGCGAUAUGCAGGACAACAAUUGCAAAUAUAUCAUCUUUUCCCCAACCUCCAUUGUCAUCAUCCAUGCCAACACUCUUAGUGUCUAUGUCUUGCCACCCCUCUUUGGCCAAACUAACACCCCCAUUAUGACAAACCUUUUUGACUGGCACAUUAGCACCAGCACAACACCUACAUCCCUCCCCACACUUUCUGAAAGCUACAGACCAUAG
Molecule: messenger RNA, 894 nt
Organism: Desarmillaria tabescens
Lineage: Eukaryota; Fungi; Basidiomycota; Agaricomycetes; Agaricales; Physalacriaceae
Exons: 4
Coding region: 1-894 (297 amino acids)
Molecular function (GO): protein binding
Source: RefSeq, a predicted model, not a curated record